AUGAUUCGAGACCACAUAGAUUACAAUGGCUGGUGCAAGUGCUUGGAGACCAUGGCAGAUAUCGGCGGUGCGGACGCCAGGGCAGGCCUUUCCAAUAUGGAGAAGGUCAAGAAAGAUGCCAAGAAAGCCACGGAAGAGAGACUUGGAGAGAGAUCUGCGAAGGCCGAUGCAUCCAUUGCUUUUCACUGCAUUCUCCCACAGUCUGGCGGCUGCGAUAAGUCUAUCCGAAUCAUGUGGACGGUCUUCAUCAAGAGUCGAAACAAGGAAAGGGCCUCAAUCGCAAGCUAUUCCUGCCACUCCUCAAUUUGCAAGGCACCUUCCAAUCGGAAAGCAAGACCACUGCAAGCCAUGCCAUGCCCGUCAGUCAUUCUUGACACGCUCCUUGACAACCACAUAACCCACAGCCCUCCACUCGGCAUGUCUUAUCCAAAACACAUGGACUCUCCUCUGAGCCAUAUCGACGAUUCACAGUUGCAACAGCUCAUCAAGUCGAAAGCCGAAGCCGUGGCGGAAUUGAACACUCGAUUCGAAGCGGUGCAAGGAAGCCUCUCCGCCUGGCUUGCUACACAAGAAAGCUACAUCGCUCUGCUUCGAGUGGCGGACAAAUAUAUGCCUUAUGACACGACAACGCAGGGUUACAUCGAGAAGGUUGUGGAGGAGAAUAAGAAUCUUCUGAGAAUGAUAAAUCAAUCCAAAGGCUUCCAUACUGAGCUCCUCAAUGGAAUCACCGCCGGGAAUGCCGACCACCCAGAAGCUGCAAGUUCUGGUCUCAACGAAAAUCUGGGAGUCGCCGGCUUUUCUGACCAUGGCACUGCUGCUGGUGGUGCGAGCGAGAAUUACGAACCUGGAGAGGGAGACAAUAUGACUCAAUCACAAGAGGAGUAUAUCCUAGACGCCAAGAAGCAUUUGGAAGACGGGCAGACUGAAGCGCCCAACACGAGCAGCGGCAAUGCCGACGACCUGAAGACCAGGCUUGCUGUCAGCAGCGAAAACAUGGGUUUCGGCAUCUUUAUAGGACCUCACAUCAUGAUCGCAGGAUAUGGCGAAACUGCUCCCGAUACAACCGGACGAAUCACGCGCCGUGUAAACUUCGCUUGCCUGCCAGAAAUUCAUUGUCAAGCCCACUCGCACGAUCCAGGCAAUGAAAAGUAUAUUCCACAUCAAUUUACCAUCAUCAUGGACGCGAGCGAUCUCACAGAGAAGCUACUGGUGUCCGGGUUUCGCAUAGGGGUCUGCAUGGUCUGCAACGACCAUGUCAAAUAUGUCCUGAAUUACUGUCAAUGCCACAAAGACCGGUGUCCGCCUUGCCUCUAUCGCUGGUUGGCAGAACUACAACAAAGAUUUGACGAAUUAUCGGCGACGAUGGGAAAGAAUCCGUGCUCUGAGUGCGGCAAGGUCGCGAAGCAACACCUGCUAUGCUGCAUGCUUGAUUAUGACACCAGUACCAUAAUCGACAUUUCGCUUCGACCGUUCGGCUCAACCAGUAUCGAUACUCCCGCGGCGGAAUACAGACAGCGCGCAUAA
This is a messenger RNA of Pseudocercospora fijiensis CIRAD86, 1524 nucleotides long. RefSeq lists its product as uncharacterized. The transcript is spliced from 6 exons. The record is from RefSeq and is a predicted model, not a curated record. Bases 1 to 1524 code for a protein of 507 amino acids. NCBI's taxonomy places the organism in Eukaryota, Fungi, Ascomycota, Dothideomycetes, Mycosphaerellales, Mycosphaerellaceae.